GAUCAAUUCGAGGAACCUUUCGCGGCACGUGAAAAGAUCUGGUGUGAGAUGUACCCAGGUGGAGGACGUGGACACGUGAGGAACGUGUAACGUGGGAUUUUUGGUAGAAGUAGUGGUAGGGGCGGUGGAGUCCGAUCUCGUCGUAUAAAAGUCUUUGGACCUACUGUUCCGAGAAGAGUCAGUCUUCGUCCGAAAACGCGAUCUCAACAAGAUAACGAUGAAGUGCAUCGUGGUGCUAGCCGCCGUGCUGGCUGUAAUCUACGCUCAAGUGGAGUCCGACUCGGUCAGCCAGGACCCGCAGCGGACGUUGGUGGCACCCGCGUCAUCGGAAGUCGCGUCGGCGAUACCAGAAGCGGUAUCGAGCGAGGUGGCCGAGACGCAGCCGCGUAAUAAAAGAGCACCGAUUCUUCUGGGAAAAGCUCUUUUAGGUGGUGCCCUCCUCGGUGCCGGAGCCUUGGGUGCUGGAGCCUUGGGCGCCGGAGCCUUGGGUGCCGGAGCUCUGGGUGCCGGAGUCCUUGGCGCUGGAUUGUACAAGGCUAAAUUACAUGGCUACGGCGGAUACGGCGGAUACGGUGGAUACGGCGGAUACGGCGGAUAUGGAUAUGGAUAUGGAUACCCCCAUUAUCACAGUCACCCCGAUUAUCAUUAUCAUUACCACAGUUAUCCCCAUAAUCAUAAUUACUACUCUCACUACCACCCUUACAGUUACGGCUACGGAUCAGGUUACGGCUACGGAUCAGGUUACGGCUACGGCUGGUAAAUUGACUGACAAUGUAAUAUAAAUCCCAUCUCGAUGAAUGGAACUACCGAUCGUACAACUUAUUGGUACCUUUUGUUUAUCAUUAUUUAUUAAUGAUAAGAGCUAUCUUUUUACAAUAUAUAUUUUUUAAAUAUAGAUCAAUUGUAUCUGUUAUAAUACAUAGUGCUCUUUUGAUACUGUGAAAUAUAACAAAAUUCUAAAUAAAACCGAUUAUAUAAAGUAAAA
Messenger RNA from Vollenhovia emeryi, 985 nucleotides. Its product is annotated as keratin-associated protein 19-2-like. The transcript has 4 exons. The record is from RefSeq and is a predicted model, not a curated record. Lineage: Eukaryota; Metazoa; Arthropoda; Insecta; Hymenoptera; Formicidae. The coding region runs from base 218 to 760 and encodes 180 amino acids.